CUCAAGAUUGCCGUAAAGCAUAUGAAGCAUUUUUUUCUCAUUAUCCCUACUGCUAUGGAUACUGGAAAAAGUACAGUGAUAUGGAAAGAAAGAGUGGUAGCAUUGAGCGUGCUAAAGAGGUAAACGUCAACUUUAAAAUUUAAAAAUUGGGAUUUUUAAUAGAUGUGGACACCAUCGCUCUAUGUUUUACCACCCCUUUGUUGUUUUUUUAUUUAUUUAUUUCACUUUCUACUUUAGCCUGAAGAGAAUGUUAAAACAGGUUUUUAAAAAAUGUAAGGAAAAAAACUACUGCUCUAAUAUUUCUGUGUGGCAUGGUUGAAUCUCCACUAUUUUCAUUUUGCUGCUCAGGUUCAACCUGUAUUUGAGAUGUUGCCAGCGAGUCCCAUCUGCGGACUUGUUUUUGCCACAGGCUUCUUGGACUAAUGCAUAAGUUUAAUGCAGUUUCCAUGGGCUGGUCACAAGCCUACAUCUUACAUGGUUUUUGAAAAGGGUCUCCGAGCCAUCCCAUUGAGUGUUGAGUUGUGGCUCCAUUACAUUAACUUCUUCAUAGCAGAAUAUGGAACAGAUCCUUCCUACAAAGAGAAAAUAAGAAAAUUGUAUGAAAAAGCUUUGGCAGCAGCAGGUCUGGAGUUUAGAUCAGAUAAAUUGUGGGACUCUUAUAUCUCAUGGGAGAAUAUGAACAGUAAUUUGAAAAAUGUUACCUCAAUUUAUGAGAGACUUAUAAAAACACCAACUCAGCUUUACAGUCAUCAUUGGGAUAAUUAUAAAAGACACAUCAGUAUUCACCAUCCAAAAGAAAUUCUUGACAUAGACACAUUCCUGAAAUUACGUUCUGAAGUAUUAAACAAAUCAUCUAACUACCAUGUUGAGGAUGAUGAUGAAGUGGGACUAGAUGAAGCUCUGCAAGUUGGAGAAAGCUCAGAGUUGGAUGCUCCCCCAGGAAUGCUUCCUUCUAUGGGUGAUGAAAAAGAAGUGAAAAAAUUGCGAGCCAAAUAUAUUGAAACAAGAGAGGCAAUUUUCAAGUUGAAUGAAGUUGAAGUUAGUAAAAGGUGGACUUUUGAAGAAAAUAUUCGGCGCCCAUAUUUUCACGUGAAACCUUUAGAAAGAGGUCAGCUGAAAAACUGGAGAGAAUAUCUAGAUGAGGAGAUCAGUUGGGGUAACCAUAACAGAAUAGUUGUACUCUUUGAAAGAAGCAUGAUAGCUUGUGCACUUUAUGAAGACUUCUGGAUGAAGUAUGCAAAAUACCUGGAGCAGCACAGUCUAGAUGGUGUUAGAAGUGUUUAUCAGAGAGCUUGUGAUAUUCACCUCCCAAAGAAACCAUACAUACAUCUGGCUUGGGCAGCAUUUGAAGAAAGAAGAGAUAAUUAUCCUCUUGCAAGAAAAAUCUUACUGAACAUUGAAAACAAUGUACCUGGAUUGGCAAUGGUGUGCAUGAGGCGUAUCAGUCUUGAAAGGCGAAACAAGAAUAAUGAAGCUGCUGAAGAGAUGUUUAAAACUUAUAUUGAAAAAGCUGUUAGUCAUAAAACCAGAACCUUUUUUUCCAUCAAAUAUGCCAGGUUUUUACAGAAAGUUAUUGGCGACAGUGAUAGAGCUAGAAAAGUUCUUAACGAUGCAUUACAAAUUGAUAAUACAAAUGAAAAAGUUUUUCUACAAUUACUGGAUAUAGAAUACCAAUCACAGCCUAUUGUUGAAGACAGAGUCAUGGAAACAUUUAACAGGUUGCUCAAAAGUGAUGUUUCUUUAGAUUUUAAAGUCAAGAUUUCCCAAAGAAGAAUGGAGUUCUUAGAAGAUUUUGGAACCUGCAUACAAAAAAUAUCAGAAGCAUAUGAUGAGCACCAAAAACUAGUUAAGGAAGCCAGCAUUAAAAAAAAGAGACUUCCUGAAAAAGAACAAUUUGAAGAGCCAGCAGACAAAAAAUUAAAAGCUGAAAUCAACCCAUCUGUACCAGUAGACCAUUCUAUACCCCCCUUACCUCCUGUUGGGCCACCCCCCCUUGGACCUCCCCCACCACCAGAACCACCCUAUGGAUAUGGCCCUUGGCCCAACGUUGGCUAUGGAGCCUCAGCUCCCGGAGCCUAUCCAGGAUAUCCAUACCCAUCAUAUUCUUCUGGCUAUGGUUAUUAUGGUUAUUAGCAAUACAUGUGAUUUUCUGCUUAGAUAAUAGUUUGCCUGGAGUUUGAAGCUGUCAACAGGGAUAAUUGUACAAAGAUGUUUUACUUCAGAUAAUGUUAUAUUUUGCAAUAUAUUUUGUUGUGUCAUGAUUUUAAAAAAUAUACUCCUUAAAAUAUUUCUUUUAUUGUUAUUCGAUUUAAAAUAAAGUACCGGUAUGGGGGAAAAUUAUGUUGCUAUUGAAAAACUUAUUUGCCUAGAAUUAUAAAUCCUUGCAUAUUAUUUGAAUGUACAUAACUUAUUAAUGAAAUUAUCAAUUAAACAAAUUAAAUUUUGAAGAUGUCUGUUUAUAUAUAAAUAUAAAUCAGGAAAAUAUACAAUAUAAUAUAGAAUCUAAUAUCCUGUAUAAAUAAAAAAUUCUAUGUCCUUAAUAUUAACAACUUGAUGUGGAAUUAGUUUUCAGUGUAAGAAAUAAAAGUAAACCAGAGACAGUUUUGAUCUAUCACAUUUUGACUGGUGUUGUCCAUAAAUGAUGUCACACUCAUAGGGGGAAG
This is a messenger RNA of Physella acuta, 2663 nucleotides long. Its product is annotated as pre-mRNA-processing factor 39. Gene Ontology annotation, cellular component: U2-type prespliceosome; commitment complex; U1 snRNP. Lineage: Eukaryota; Metazoa; Mollusca; Gastropoda; Physidae. Gene Ontology annotation, biological process: RNA processing; mRNA 5'-splice site recognition. Gene Ontology annotation, molecular function: pre-mRNA 5'-splice site binding; protein binding. The record is from RefSeq and is a predicted model, not a curated record.